CGGACCCUCUCUGGCACGACUUGGUCUCGGAACCCAAUUUUUUCUUUUUUUUUUUUUUUUCUUUUUUUAUAUUAUUUUUUCUUUUUCCUCUUCUUCUUCUUCUUCUUCAAAAAAAAAAAGAGAGAAAACGAUUCCCCGCCCGUCGCCGUCUGCCGCCGUCGUCCUGUACCUCUACCCAACUCUCACCGCGGCAGGUCCGAAGAUGGCAACUUUAACCAACGGGCAGGUGGACGGCGCGGUGCACGGUGUCGGUGUCGUGUCCGCCAGCACGAACGGGCUCGUGAACGGAUUAAGCCACAGCCCGGCGGGAUGCCCGGCCACCAUACCCAUGAAGGACCACGAUGCCAUCAAACUCUUCAUCGGCCAGAUCCCCCGCAACCUGGACGAGAAGGACCUCCGGCCCCUCUUCGAGGAGUUCGGCAAGAUUUACGAGCUCACUGUGUUGAAGGACCGCUUCACGGGCAUGCACAAAGGCUGUGCCUUCCUCACCUACUGUGCCAGAGAGUCAGCCCUGAAAGCCCAGAACGCAUUGCAUGAGCAGAAGACCCUUCCCGGAAUGAACAGACCGAUCCAGGUGAAGCCAGCAGACAGUGAGAGUCGAGGAGAAGACAGAAAGCUCUUUGUGGGCAUGCUUAACAAGCAGCAGUCAGAAGACGACGUGCGGCGCCUCUUUGAGUCCUUCGGCAGCAUCGAGGAGUGCACCAUCCUCCGAGGUCCCGACGGAAACAGCAAAGGUUGUGCAUUUGUAAAAUACUCGUCUCACGCUGAAGCUCAGGCAGCCAUCGGUGCACUACAUGGCAGCCAGACGAUGCCUGUGUGGGUGGGCGUACAGGGUGCCUCGUCCAGUCUGGUGGUAAAGUUCGCUGACACGGAUAAGGAGCGCACCAUCCGCCGCAUGCAGCAGAUGGCUGGUCAGAUGGGCAUCUUCAACCCCAUGGCCCUGCAGUUUGGAGCCUACGGAGCCUACGCUCAGGUGCAGCAGCAGGCGGCGUUGAUGGCGUCUGUAGGACAGGGGGGCUACCUCAGUCCUAUGGCGGCCUUCGCAGCAGCCCAGAUGCAGCACAUGGCCACCAUCAAUGGCCUCCCCGGAGCACCACUGACCCCCACGUCAGGUGGCAGCACUCCCCCGGGCAUUAGCGCCCCCACAGUGACCAGCAUCCCCUCCCCCAUUAGCGUUAAUGGUUUUACUGGCAUGCCGCCGCCCCAGGCGAACGGGCAGCCGCCGGCAGAGGCUGUCUUCACCAACGGGAUCCACCAUUACCCAGUGUUGCAGGAGGUGGUUUUUAGGGAGGACUCAGAGAAAAACGGCUUGGGCGUGGCUCCGCGGAGUUGUUUUGGGGUUCAGGGUGGCUGCUUCCUCUCCUCUCUCUCUGAAGCAGCUCAGAGUCCCACUGCGGCCGACCCUCUCCAGCAGGCUUACACAGGAGUCCAGCAGUACGCAGCAGCCUACCCCGCCGCAUACGGUCAGAUCAGCCAAGCCUUCCCCCAUCCUCCACCCAUCAUUCCACAGCAGCAACGAGAAGGACCAGAGGGGUGCAACCUGUUCAUCUACCACCUCCCUCAGGAGUUUGGGGAUGGAGAGCUGAUGCAGAUGUUCCUGCCUUUCGGUAAUGUCAUCUCCUCCAAAGUGUUUGUGGAUCGGGCGACAAACCAAAGUAAAUGCUUUGGGUUUGUGAGCUUCGACAACCCGGGUAGUGCCCAGGCUGCCAUCCAGUCCAUGAACGGCUUCCAGAUUGGCAUGAAGAGACUGAAGGUCCAGCUCAAGAGGCCAAAGGACGCCAACCGCCCCUACUAGCCCCUUCUCCCCUGCCCCAGCCGGCCGCCGCCACCGUGGCUGGAGGGGCAGCCGCUGUCAACAGGAAGAGACAGGAUUUGUUGAGCUGAAUAAUAUGUUGACCACUUGCUACCCACCGCUGAGCGCAAACUCAGCUUCUGGACCACAAAGUCUGCUUCAGAAAAAGAGAGAAGAGAGAAGGAAGCGCGAGCGUUGACCCGGUCCAGGACACCUCCCUUUGGAUGUACUUAAAACUUUUGAACUGAGAAGAGCGUUUUCUGGUUAGCACCAGGACUUCUUUUCCUCCUGCACACAUAUAUACACCUCCUCCACCUAAAAAAAAAAAAAACAACAAAAAACAAAAACAAAAAAAACCUGCUUGAAUGACAGCUACCUUUUUCUGGACCACAGAUACUUUUACUUGAACGCUGAGAUGGGGGAAAAAAAAAAAGUAAAAGAUCCUCCAUAAAAUCUACAAAAUUUACUGAUAAUGACCAACUCCACUAAACUCUCCAAGGGGAUAUGGACAACAAAAGUCCAACAGGAAAAACAAACUUCUUAAUAACUGAACAGUGGAUUGCCGUAGGAGAUCCUUCUGAGAGAGACGGUUUCGGGGGUGUGUUUUGUUCUUUUUGGGUCUUUUCUUUUUGGACAGCUGACUUUUGAAGGCCAAUUUCUAAGACUUCAAGCCACCAGGUGCAAAUUGAGAGAGAAAGAGAGCCGAGGUAGGGAAUGUGACAUUUUCGGGACACAGAUUUCGGGAUGGCCACCUUCAGCUCGGAGUGCCUGUCCGUUUCCAGGGAACACCGUUUGCCGAGGAGAGCCGCAGCAACGGAUUCCAGGGAGUCUUAUCCGUCAUUCCUUAGUUGUUUUAGGGACCAAAAGACCAAACGUUUUUAUCGCUGAGGACUUGUAGCGCUAAUAUACUCGGACCACCGCAUCUCCUUUCGGUCAGCGUCGCCUGCCCGGAGAGUUGCACUUAAAGCAAGUGUACAUUUCGAAUAUAUACAAAAAACCUGUAUAUAUACAUAUAUAUAUUGCUGAUGUGCUUUUUUUGAAUACAGGCAGAACUAUUUCAGACGACCAAAAGGGGGGUCUCUCACUUCGCUAGUUUACAAUUACGCAAAAUGUUUAUUUUUGUUCCCCUUUUCGUUUUUUCGUCUCGGGAGGGAUGGCGAGUGCAUGGGAGGGGCUGCUCCGUAUCACAGCCUUAUCUUUUUUAAAAUCGACAUCCUAACCUCACAGAUAAAAUAACAUCCGAAACGUUUGAAAUAUACGAACUUGUUUAUAUUUGCAGUACAUAUAUAUGUAUAACGAGCAUUCAAGCAAAUGUAUUCAUAUAUAUACGGUAUAUAUGGAUAAUAGAUAUUAAUCACAAAUAUAUGUAUUUAUAUGCACAUAUUUUACAUAUGUGCGACUGUACAUAGAGCGGCUACUGACUAGGUUGAGCGGUAUUUUUUUGUUUGUCUUUUUUUGUAGAUUUUAGAAGGAGUUCGAAGCCUUGCUCUGCUUGGGAAGAGAACCACACGUCUGGCAGCUCCCCAAACACUGCAGGCAUUCCUGUCUCUGAUAACCUAUAUGCUGACACACGACUAAAAAAAAAAAGAAAAAGAAAAAGAAGAAAGAUCAGCGCGUGUGAGAAAACGUAUCUUCUGUAAAUAUUAUCUGAAAAAUGCAAAAAGCCACCUCUCAGUAGCAGGCUUUAAGGAAACCGGGCUAAAGAGGAUUUUCUUUAGAGGAAAAGGACAAUUAUCUUCGACUCUAUUCCAAAACAUAUCAUGUGAGCUCACACACACACGCACACACACACACAUACACAAACUUCUCUUUGAAACUUGAACCAAAACGAAUACGUCUCACAACCCUUGCUCUCUUUUUGCAUUCAGUAAAGUGCAUGUAGCGUAUGGGCUGUCACCACGUCGAGGUGUGCCUUGUCACCUGCAGAAUCUGCCACUCAGCACUGUGCUCCCACAAUGAAGAAAAUAAAAAAGACGGACACAAAGAAACCCGAACACACACUUCUGCAAGCAGCCAAUGCGCUAUUAUGAUGUCAAAAAAAAAAAAAAACUUUCAAAAAAAAAACCAGGCGGGUCCAUAUCAUUUCUCAGCCAUGUGCAGAGCUUUAGCCCACGUCAAACGGAGCAAACCGUCCCGUCACUGCUGGGUCCGCCGGUCUUUGGAAAGAAAACGACACAAAAAACAUGCGUUCAGAGCUUAAAGGAGACAAACUCUAUGAAACGUGGGCAUUAGGUGACCUGUCGGCACAUAAACUAUCAAAGCAGCGUGCGGGGCUCCUGUAAACUACCUUCCUUCCUCUGGUCGAAGCUGGAGCAAACGAGGCCGAAUGAGGGAAGUGACCGAGCGGUAUUUACAGCUAUGACGUUAUUGUAAUGUUGGUCGGGAAUGUGGUAACAUUUGGCAGCUUGUGAGCAAAAAUCUGCUGGUGACACGAAGCAUUUACUUUAAAGAUGCGUCAGAUCGCCUUAUCACCUUCCAAUGAAUACAGAAACACCGCGUCAGCUCUCAGUGACGGAAAGCUCUGGCAAAGAUGUGUAAACGAGGCCUUCAAAUAAAUGGUCGUUACGGAGACAUCGUGGCCCGUAAGAUCCCACACACUCUGCUGCAAUUGUCCAACAGUAAACUUUUGAAACUUUUUUUUUUUUAUGCGUUUCCUCCCUAGCCAUGCUGCUCAUUGUGCAUGUUGACAAGUUGCAGGUGCAUCGCACCAGAUUAUAAUGUCUUUGUAAAGUUAAUAUUUGGUUCAAAAAGUCAACCUGGCAGGUUGUUUGAACACAGAAUGAUAUUUCAGGGGUUAAUUUAGCUAACUAUGUCCAACAGCAACUGAAACCCCAAAAUUAGUUUUUUGUUUUUUUUUUUCAGAAACUUAAAACGACAAGAAAAAUGUUUUUGAAAUGUUGAAGUUUACGCUAUGGCCUGUGAAAUCUUGGGGUAGACUGCAGACCACUUCAUUGUUGGACAUAUGAUUAUUUAAAACACGAAAUGAAACAAUAAUGCAAACCAACAACAAAAUCCAGCAACAUCAAAAAAAUUAAAGUUUACAAAUGUAUGAGUAUUUUUUUAAACGAAUUAGUGAAACAAAUACAUUUUUCACCGAUAUUCUGAUUUAAUGUUUUUCACCGAUAUUCUGAUUUAAUGUGACGCACCUGUUCGGCCUUAUAGGUCGUACCUCCAGUCGUAAAGUUUACGUUUAAAACUUUUUAACUACUUUUCUUGUAGAUAUGUGCAUGUGCACGUUUAAGUGGGCAGAUUUCUUUUUUUCUUUGCGGAUAUUUCCCAAGUUAUGAAGACGAACAGACAUCUGCCCUUCUUGAAUGACACAUUUUCUUGUAUCCGUCCCAUUCUGAAGCGUUUAUAAGAGAAACGAACCAUCUCACACAUUCUUCCCACCCCAAGAGAAGCUCUGGAUUUAAAGUCCCUACAAAAGUCAAAGGAAAUUGCUUCAAUUACAUUUAUAUUUGCAGGAAUCAUAAAGGGUGUUAAUAAUUAUGUCACUUUAUUUUCUCCUUAGAAAAUAAACUCAAAUUAAAGAUGUAUUUUUUCCUGAAAUUUUCAGUUAGAUUAUAGUACUGCGAAAGAAAAAAUAACUAUUUUAUUGCUUUUUACACAUCUUUACCAGGGGUAGCAGUUGGACUUGAAGGACCGGUGCUGGUCUUGUAAAGCUGUACUGAAUCUGCUAAAUGAAGCAAAUCCUUCCACUCAGUGCAGCUGCUAUUUCCCUUCAUUGUUCUUAAGCAUAAAGUUUCCUACAGCAUUUUGCAGAAAAAUGUAAAAUGUUUAAAGCAUUUUACAAAAAAAUGCUUUCAACACCUACUAUACACUUCCAAAAGGUCAACAGAAGUGGAUUUAUUGGACUCCCCUCAACGCGUAUCGAGCUGGUGGACAAUACUUAAUGAAUAUUUAUAGAUAUGCAUAUUUAUAAGGUUACAUGACACUUUUGGAAGACGACACUUCCCGUUAGGUGUCAUUACUAGUUUUGGUGUAAACUGUUCACUAUGCCGAUGUCCCGGUGUUUUGCGUAUAGCCGUUAUUUGGUUUUUGUUUGGUUUUUUUUAGCUGUUUGAAUAAUUUGACAUUUACCUUUAAAAUCCAGCGAGGGUUAAAAAAAAAAAAAAAAGCUUGCACCGCACAUUCUGGAUUACUUCUCUUUAUCUUUUAUUUUGCACCUAGCGGUAAUUUACUGCGCGUGUCAUUCAGAGGAACCCGAUUGGGUGCAUCGGAAUAAACCGUCUCUAACGAUAGCAUCGUCGGCCGCCGCGUUGUGUCCCGUUUCGACUGCCCCACUGCUGCACCGAGAAAACUUCACAAAAACACAGAGAAAGACGCGUUCACGAAGCAAUCCUCCACGUAGGAAGAGAUGAAGCAGUCACGUGACGCAUUCGUCAUCUUCAUUUGCUCUGAAUCAAAGCUGCAAGUUUACAGGUUGGGAAAGGAAAAAAAU
Poecilia reticulata (guppy) is the source of this 6233-nucleotide messenger RNA. It is a transcript of the gene celf4, whose product is annotated as CUGBP, Elav-like family member 4. NCBI's taxonomy places the organism in Eukaryota, Metazoa, Chordata, Actinopteri, Cyprinodontiformes, Poeciliidae. Gene Ontology annotation, molecular function: RNA binding. The record is from RefSeq and is a predicted model, not a curated record.